Owenia fusiformis is the source of this 2328-nucleotide messenger RNA. The record is from the annotation of a GenBank genome assembly. NCBI's taxonomy places the organism in Eukaryota, Metazoa, Annelida, Polychaeta, Sabellida, Oweniidae.
AUGAUAAAUAAAGUAUCAGUGGAAAACAUAUCUGACUGCAAAGCAACGGCUUGUAUGGAUAAGGUUAAUACGUUCAGCUUUGACCAUGACGCCGGUGACAAGAUGGAUGAACAUUGGUGUAAAACAAUGUAUUGUGAAUGGAAUCCCAAGGAAAACGAUUAUGACAUAAAAGCGAAACUGUCAGCUGAUGCCGGUCGCAUGGAUGUUUACUCUCUCGCCCAUCUGUCCAAACCAUGUCAUGACAUAUAUAUACCUAAUGGGACGGUUAUAAUACCGUUGCAUUUUCCAUCCAAAGGCGACCAUUGUGGAUCACAGGGAGAUUUCAAAAAUACCAAUUUCAUUCCUGAUGCAUUUUGUGAUUCUGGUUUUAAUAAUUAUCAGUACCUUCCUCAAGAUUCAAAAUAUGUAACACACAAAUGUAAGCUAAACGAUGAAGGCACAGAAUGGCAAUUUCAUCCCAAAAACGCGUACAUAAAACCUGAAUCAAAUACAGGAUGGCUUAUACUACCAGCACCCGGAACGCCAAACCUUAAUGGCUCAGUUAUAUUUAGAUUACAAAGGAUGAGGGCUGAGCACCUUGAGUCGAAGUGUGGUGAUUCCAAGACAAUAUAUGCGGCUAAAGACUUGCGACAGUGUAUGUUGUUUGCGUUUGAAACAAAAGGCGUCAAUGUAAUUAACUAUUUUAGCAGUUCCAGUUCGACAUCUGUCGAGUGUAAUUUCAGAACUUGCGAAAAAUUACCAAAUGGAGACUAUGAGUUCAAUUACAAAAGAACGGAGGGAAACCAUGGUUACGAUGUGUACGCCUUGGAGCCCGACAUAAGCAUUGUACCUAAGAAUAUCAUAGAUGAACCACCAAUAAAAGAAAACGUCACGUUGCCUCAGUCAAACGAUACCAAAACAUGUCUAUCUGAAUUCCAGAGCGACACGGUUAAGAUAAAUGUGCUGACGGGGAUUGUACUAGUGCUUUUUGGCAUCGUCAUAGGUCUGCUUUGUGUAUUUAUAUAUAAAAGAGAGCGAAAUUGGAUAGAACGUACCCGUAUCUAUAGGUAUUUGGAGGGAAUAUGCCGGUCACGUUCGAGAAACGGUACAAACACGCAUAGCAGGCAAACGGAAGAAGCUCGUGAUUCACCAGGACAAAACAACGCACAAUACCAAUUGAUUGGACAAAAUAAUAGGCAAUCGACAAAUAACACAUACAGAUUCAGGUUCAACAGACAGGACACAUACAUAGUACAUAGGAUUAACAGUGGCAAAACUUGCAUAAAUACGAUAUACGUACAUUGUACAGUUGUGUAUUCCAUACCCACUGAGGGUCUAGGCACAUACUGAGCGGGAUCUAAGGAGCUAUCGCCAAGGUCCGGGACCGGGAUGGAUACAGGCUGUAUCCAUCCCGGCCCCGCUCCUAAAAAGUCAAUUUACGAUUUACGAUACAGAGUUUAUCCCUCGGGAAAUAUGUGUAUCUCCCUCGGUCCCCCGGCAGAUACACAUAUUUCCCUUGAGAUAAACCCUGUAUCCAAAACCUCCCAGUACGUAACCCUCAUUUAUUCACAAGCUAUGCAAGAUGUGUCCGAUUCCAUUCAUUUCUUAUGUGGUUGUCAAGGUGAUUACUUGGACUCUUUGAUUGGAAAAUGAUGUAUUGCCAACUUGACCCUUUCAAAAAGUGUCAAUGGAAAUGUGUUCUCUCAGUGAGAUCGUAUCUUUUAAGUGACAUCGUAGAAAAUAUUUUGCAAUGUGUGAAAAGAAUUUAAGCCCAAGACUCAAUGCUUUGUGGAAUAACCAUUCCUUUUAGGCUUUGUUUCCUAAAUUAACACUCUAUGCUACGCAUCUCGUGCAAAUGGAGAGCAACACCUUCAAGGAAUGGUCAUUCCACAUUGCACUGAGUCCAAGGCUUAAAAUACUUAAACCAAUCAUAAGUUUAUUUUUUGUUGGUAAAUUAUUGUUGUACGCAAAAAAAGAUUUUCAUGACGGGCAUCGCUUUAAGAAUGGCGGGAAUAUUUUGUGAUAAUUCCAAAUAUUACAUUUUAAGUAAAUCAAGGUGAUAAUUAUUAUUCGUUGAAAUUUUAGGUAGUAUAAUCACGGUAACUGGUCAACUCGUACCCAAGACAACUGGUACCCAAGACAACUCGUAACCAAGAUUAUUUUCAGUAUUAUGGGUGCAUAUUAGGGAAUACUGCCUUCAUACUUAAUUUUGUACCAGAAAUAACAUGUGCAGGUAUAGCAUUUUGUUACUUUCCACUUGAGCCUUAAUGGUACUUUAUAUAAUGUAAAGAGUCGAGACAUAAAUAGGUUUUUAAAACAGCAUCCAUUCAUCCGCAUGAAUAGUAGUAA